This is a messenger RNA of Symbiodinium sp. CCMP2592, 7272 nucleotides long. The record is from the annotation of a GenBank genome assembly. Lineage: Eukaryota; Dinophyceae; Suessiales; Symbiodiniaceae.
AUGACCGGGGUGAACAUCAUAAAGGCUGCGUAUCGCAAGAUUUCGCUCUUGAUACAUCCCGACAAGAACGGCAACUCAGUGAAAUCCACCACGGCCUCUAAGCAGUUGAACGCUGCGUGGGCGGUGCGGAAUUUCCUUGUGGGCAACCUCCCUAGGGUCCGAAAGCGGCCGCUGACGCGGGAGGAGCAGCGUUUCUUGGAACAGGAAGCUCUCGUGUCGCGCCUUACCGAGGCGCGGCGUUGCGAUCUUUGCAGCUGCUACUUCGUCCCCGAGCGUCUCCUCGAGCGACCGGGUGCCGGCGGCUCCUUCCGGUGUCCAGGCCGGGGGGGCUCUGCUCCAGCACCUCCCGGCCGUGAUGUUCCUCCGACCGAGGCGCUGCUUGGGCGUUUGACGCAUUUGAUGGGUUUGAUGCCCCCCGCCAGGCUCCUGGCCCCGAACCGUCGAGUGCUGGCUCUCCUUCCGGUGCCGAGGCCGGGGGACUCUGCUUCAGCGCCUCCCGGCCGUGAUGCUCCGCCGACUGAGGACAGUGGCUUCAUGGACCAUGAGGCCCGGUUCUGUGCCUCGAACCGGGCCGUGUCCGUGGCGGGGCUUGAUCGCGCGCUGGCCUUGGACGGCACGAGGCGUGCAGAUGCCUUCGACAUGUUCGAGGAGCUCUAUGGCUCCGACAGAGGGUGGGAGCAUAGUGUCAAUGCCUGUGGGGCCGGCCGUCCCUGCAGGGCGGCUUUGGCAAAGUGGCUUGGGAUUCUUGAGAGGUUCCCCGAGGAUUUUGGUUUGACUUUGUCGAUUCGCUUAGACCGGGAAAAUGGACGAGAUGCCGACUUGAAGACCUCAUUGCAAGAUGUGUUUUCUCAGAAGGCGAGCGUAACAAUCUCGGGCCGUGCCGGGCCUCUAGCCAGGUACGUCAAGCAUUGCCGAGGUCAGCAGGUCAAUCCUUUCCCUGUCACCGAAGCCGGGGUCUAUGCUUUCCUUCAGGACUAUGCAUCACACGAGGCGCCCACUUUCGCAAGGAGCUUCUUGAGCAGCCUCGCUUUUGCAAAGUUCACUGUGAGCUUGAAGGUGAGCGAUGAAGUCUUUAGCCCCAGGGUCCGUGGGCUGUCGUCGAAGCUAUAUCUUGACAAGAGAAAGACUCGACAGAAGCCAGCUCUUAAAGUUGAUCAUGUGCGCAAGUUGGAAGCCAUUGCAACUGGUUCGAUCAAUUUCGAACCCGCAGAUCGGGUCGCUGCCGGCUUCUUUGUUUGGACCCUUUACGCACGAGCGAGGUACUCAGAUGCCCAGGCUGCAGGUGCAAUGACUUGCGACUUGAGUGAUACUCCAGAUGGCGUUGUGGGAUACCUUGAGGCUGCUGUUGAGCGAAGCAAAACUUCGUUUUCACUUGAAAGAAAGGUCAGGCACUUGCACAUGUUCGCUCCCAUCCAGGGAAUAGGCGAGGUGCCCUGGGGUGUUAAGUGGUUUGAGUUCUAUAAAGUGCAUGGGCCUCCUUUGGGGACGGGUAAGCCCUUGCUUCCGAGUCCGCUCUCUGGAGGAGGGUGGCAAACAGCGCCGUUGGCGGUGGCAAGUGCCACGAAAUGGAUGAAGUCACUCUUGAUCCGUGCAGGAUGCGACAGGUCUUCCGUCGAAUCGCUUGGGACGCACAGUCUCAAGGCGACGACCUUGAGUUGGAGCGCCAAAUUCGGAUUAACCCGCGAGGUGAGAGCGGCCCUUGGUUAUCACGCCAGGGGCCGUGAUGGAACCGAGAUCAUCUAUGGGAGAGACAACAUGUCUGCUCCUGUGCGCCGGCUGCAAGAGGUCCUGCUCGAAGUGUCACGCGAAAGGUUCAUGCCGGAUGCCACCAGGUCCGGCUACUUCGUGAAGCGCUUUGGACAGCCGGAGGGGAUACCCAUUCCUCCUGACGAGGUUCUUUCGGAUUCUUCCUCCGAGGCCAGCGAGGAUGCCGAGGAUGUCGAUCAUGAAGCUGCGGAGGCCGCCGCCGAUGAGUUGGGGAGGCAAUGGGAGCCCGAUGCAGGCUUGCGGGCCGAGCUUGAGGCAGUCCCUUUGUUCAGGAAUAAAGACAGCCGUUUCAUUCAUGCAGUCGUGUCCGAGGAGGGCGACAAGUUCAGAUGUGGCAGGAGAGGUGCUGUAGAAAAGAAGGGAUUUCUGAGUGUCUGGAGCGUGAUUCUUGAGCUGAGUGAUGCGCUCACGCAUCGCACUGUGAAUGCAUUAGAACAUGCUGACAUACUUCAUGUGACUUUUAAGCGGAUUGCUAGCCGGGUCCUUCUCCUGAAGAUGGCGAACUACUCUGAGAGCCAAUCGGUUCUGCAGUCACGAUUGAGCGUCGUGGGUUUCGCGGAAGGAGAUGUCCUGAAAAUUCUGCCUGAGGUGGGAAACUUGAGGAGGCUGGCUUUCAUUUCUUCUUUCACCCCUGGCCAGACAGACGAGGAGCCUUUGAUGCGGGUGUUGAAGGAUAUCUUGAAACGAGAUCUGACAAUUGCAGACAAGGCCAAUUGGCGUGCGGUGUACAAUGAGGCUUAUGCCAUUGUGACCGCGGAAAUGAAGCAGCGGAUCGAGAAGGCCGAUCCCGAGUCGACUGUCAGGCCAUUGUCGCAGCCUGAGAGGUCUGAGCGUUACGAGCGGCAGGCAAAGAAGCUUGUCGGAAUUUCGCUAAAGGGGCCUCUGGAGCCUGCCGAUGCACUUGUCGACCUUGCUGUGGCCUCCUACGAGGCGAAUGAGCUCAGGUACAUUCCGUGGGACCGGUGUGUGUCAAAGGAAGCUGAAUUGGCUGGCGAGAAGAAGCGAGAUGUUAGGUUCACGGUCGAAGAGUCCUCUGGCAAGCUUCGGAUUGAGCAUAAGCAGCCUGACUUGGUCGCGGAUACUUCAUCCGAGAUUCUUGUUCAGCAGGCCCUCACGAGGAGGUCUCUGGCCAUGGAUCAGGCGAACCUGAUCGAUUUCAGUGUCUCCGACCAAUGGACUCAGCGCUUGAUGAAGGCUCGCAUGCAGACGCCUGCGGAGCAUUUUGUCAGGCCCACUUGGAAGCAGCUUGAGUCGGCGGAUCGGCAGCUGUUUGCCGAGCUUCGUGAUAAGACCAGGGCAGGAGUGCAGACCGUCGCAUCGGGUCGCCCGUUGGACACACUUCUGCCGGAUGCGAUGUACAUGAACGAAGUGUCAUGCUUAUUGCAACCUUUUCCGGCCCCUGCCUUAAAGGAUGUUCCCCAGAAGCCGGAUGCUCCCAAGUGGGAGAGGCCAUCUCCUUACACCAAAGGUGGGGGCAAAGGAAAGAAAGGCUGCUCGACGAAGGGGCAGAAGUGCGAGAAGGGCUUGCACAUCUGUGCAGCGGCCGGUGCUCCAGAGAGUGUGCAUCAGCCGGCAGCGAGGACAGCACAGGUGGAUGAUCUCCGAGAGGGAGUUCAUCGGCCGAGCAAUGCAUGCGCGGGCGGCUUUCCUCCGAGUGGGGUGGAUUGUCGUCCGCAAUCAGGUGUUGAUCGAGAGGAUCAUCACGUGCACAACGUUGGCUCUCACAGUGCCAUCGCCAGGCCAUCACCAGGUGUGGUGGAGGCCGCACGCAGCAGGUCCCCGAAGCCCCGUGACGGGGCGGAGUCCCGGAGCCGCACAGCGGGCUCUACACUUGACGAGGGUCAUGUGAGUGCCACCGAUGUUCUGCGAGUCUUCGAUGGUCUUCCUUCGGAUGUCUUGAAGAGGGGUGCCGAUGCACCUCUCCCAGCUUCGAAAUCUUAUGCCACGGGAGCGUAUGUUCUUGGUGGUAAUGUAGGCCUAAAGGCCAAUGCCUCAGCCAACCCGGAGGCGCUCAAAGUCUUUGCAAGGUUUGUGAGACAGCGUGCACCGGGGUUUAAAUUUUCUUCAAUAAAUAUAUUCGAGGAUGUUCGCACUGAGCGCCAUCGUGAUCAGGGGAAUGCCAACUUGCAUAACUUGGCGAUUGCACUGACUGAAUUCUCAGGUGGAGCCAUCUUUGUGGAGCAUGAAAACGGUCGGGAUGUAUCCGACCUUAACGGUGCCCGAGGCUCUCGCUUGCAGGUUGCAAAGGGCCCUGUCCGAUUCAAUGCCAGACACAAUUGGCACUACACCGAGGCGUGGCAGGGCCGUAGAGUCUUGCUGGUUGCAUUCACAAUCCGUCAUGUCGAAUCCCUAUGCAAGGAACAUCUUGACUUUCUCCGCGAGUGUCAUGUUGAUGUUCCGGAAUGCGCGCCCGAGGACGCGCGGUUGGCGCCUGCAGAAGUGUGUGCUCGUCAGCCGCCAUCCUUGACCUCUACUGCAGCUCAGGAGUCGCUUAGGCCCUUGCCCGCUUCGGUUGUCCCCGCCGUUGCCCCUAAAGAACCUGUGAGCGACCCUGCUAGUCCCUUGAAGCCCGGUUCUGCUCUCUAUGUCGAGAUAAAGUGUGGGUCCGGGCUGCUGCCGGCUCGGGUGCGGCGGGACGGAUUCCAAAUCAUAGCGCUUGAACAUUCUCGCCCCGCUGGGCGAGUGCACACUCACCUUGUCCCUGUGGACAUUGAAACUGAGUCGGGUUUCUCCUUUGUGCAGACUGUCAUCAGCCAAGACGCCCCUUUUCACGUGCACUUCUUUCCUGCGACCAAGGAUUGUUUUAAGGCUACUUUUAGCGCCGGGCAAACCAUUCGCCUAGCCAAACUCUUGCUUGCGUCUGACUCGCAUUGGAGUGUCUUGCAUCCACUGGCGUCAGCCCUGUGGAAACAGCUCGACUUGCCCGACAACCUCCAUUGCGUAGACUUCUGUGCAGGUUGCUACGGGGCUCCCUGUCCGGUCAAAAUGCGUCUGUGCACAACCCAGGCCGCGCUGGCUGGCAUGCCGGUGCCAGCAUGUCGUUGUCGCCCCGGGCCCCACGCUGCGGGCUCGCUUGCACCAGAUGUCUUGUACACAACCAAAUUCUGUGAUGUGUUUGCUGGCCUCCUGCAGCUGGCGGUUGGCCAGUCUGGCCUCUUGCUUGAGCACGCUGUUCCACUGCAGAGUUCGCGGCAUUCUGCCGUCGCAGCUGGGCGGCAGCCUCGAUUGUCAAAAUUCCAGCCGCAGAUCGCCGAGUUUAAGUGCCAGGCCACGGUCCGUGAGUUCCCGUGGCCCCUUCCUUUGGACAAUAAAGGCAAUCUCACAUGCGCCGUAGGGUCCAUCCCUCCUGGCUCCCGCCUUCUUCGCGUUGUGUGUGAGCGGGGGGUCGUCGGUGCGAAACAGGUCGGAAGCCUGUCAGGUGUGCCUUCAGCAGUUACUUUUGGCAUUUACCGCACGGAACAAGAGUUUGUGGCUCAGGCAUUGCAUAUCGAUCAUCCCUUCGACUUGUGCGUGGCAGUCCCAGACUUCAUGUUGAGAGCGUUGGCUUUUACCUUGAAAGAGGGCCCGGUUGGUGUGAUGAAACACCGUCUGAAUUUGCUCCAGCAGUGGACUUCUUGGAAACGCGAUUUGGCUGGUGCCGAAGCAAAUCUGCAUGCUGCCAUGGAUCCUGGUGUAGCUUCUGUUAUGAAGGGCAAGAACAUUUUGCUUUUGGAGAAGAUUGCAUCGUCUUUCAGUUGGCCAGACACUGAAGUCUUCGAACACCUCAAGCAUGGUUUUCCUUUAGUGGGGGAGUCGAGUCCUUCUGGCAUCUUCGAUGUGGAUAGAAAACCGGCUCUGAUGACAAGGGCAGAGCUUGUGCAGCAUGCUAAGUUCCUUAGGCCUGCGCUGUGGGCAAAGGUGGCGAACGCGGAGGUGGAUGAUUUAGCUCGGGAAGUGUGGGACUCCACACAGCAAGAGAUGCUAGUUAAGGAGUGGCUAACCGGGCCUUACUCGUGGGACGAGCUGCAAGCCCGUCAUCCAGAAGGCUGGCUUCCAGUGCGGAGGUUCGGCAUUGUGCAAAAAGCCAAGACGCGGUCGAUAGACGAUUUGGCCGAGAACUCUGUAAACUGCGCUUAUGCUGUUUCCGAUCGGAUUUCCUUGAGGGCCCUUGAUGAAUUGGUCUGGCUUGCGAUCACCCUCUUUAAGAUCUUCAUUGCAAAAGGCGAGGUGAGCAUCCCUUUGUCGGACGGUGACCAUCUUCGCUUUCCGGUGCAUUCUUUCUGGAGGGCCCUGAAACCCGAUGCGCUUCAGCCGAGCUUGAAAACAGUGGACUUGAAGAGUGCUUAUAAACAGUUGGCGGUUUCUCCACGAGACCGCUGUCUGAGCAUAGUGGCCAUCAAGGACCCGGUUUCGAGGCUUGCGUUUGGCUUCGAGAGCCGAACCCUUCUGUUUGGGGCCACCUCGUCGGUGGUUUCAUUCAAUCGCGUUGCAAGAUUGCUCCAAAGGGUUCUGAUUGCGUUGCAGGUGCUCGCCUGCAACUACUUCGACGAUUACCCGGUUUUAGAGGUCUUGCCGCUUUGUAACAACACGCAGUCGACUGUCAGAGCCGCGUUGGACCUGCUGGGUUUCGCCUGGGCAGAAGAUAAGGAUCUUCCCUUCAGCCAUGAGGCCGAACUUCUAGGCGUUCGGGUUGACCUUGGUAGCUUUGGGGUAGUUAAGAUUGGGAAUAAGCCCGAACGUGCUACUGCCAUCGCUGAGGCGGUGGACUCCGUCUUGAGCGCGGGCCAUCUUGAUCCGAAGACUCUGCCGUCUUUGUUCGGUCGCCUCCAGUUUGCCGAGGGUCAGCUGCACGGGCGAUUGGGCAGAUUGGCAUUGGCCGACCUUAGGGCGUGCACGAUGAGUUCUCAGGCCAAAACCCUUGAUGCCACGGCUGAGCAGGCCCUUUGUAAUUAUAGGUCCCGGGUUCUUGGGGGUACCCCUAGGAUAGUCCCGGCCUGUGUGGGGUCUCGCCGUUCUGUGAUUUUCACAGAUGGAGCGUACGAGCCGACGAAUGAAACUCACCCCGCCACUGUCGGAGGAGUCUUGUACCAUUUCGACAACGGCGCGUGGUGCACUUUCUUCUUUGCAUGUGCUAUCCCUUUGAGCGUUGUACAGAGCUGGGAGGCUCUCGGGAAAAGGCAUUUGAUAGGCCCAGUUGAGAUGUAUGCAGUGGUAUGUGCGAGAGAAGCGUGGGCGAAGCACUUGAACAUGCAAAGGGUGACCAUGUAUGUGGAUCACUCCGGAGUGUUGGCCUCUUUGGUGAAAGGCUCUUCAAAAGACCCUUUGUGGAGGCAACUCUUGCUGAUCUUUGAGAGCUGCGACGCUGAGGCGAUGCUCCCUUGGUUUAGCCGCGUUCCAAGUGCAAGCAACCCGGCCGAUCCUCCUUCGAGAGCUAAGUCAAUCUUUCCAGUCAGGGGGCAGGUGUGCAGAGUGUCGCCUCGAUGCCCGAUCAAAGGCAAUGCCACGAUUGAUCUCCUUCUUAAGUGA